Messenger RNA from Dromiciops gliroides (monito del monte), 4148 nucleotides. It is a transcript of the gene CDH2, whose product is annotated as cadherin 2. Gene Ontology annotation, biological process: calcium-dependent cell-cell adhesion; blood vessel morphogenesis; cell morphogenesis. Gene Ontology annotation, molecular function: calcium ion binding; cadherin binding. NCBI's taxonomy places the organism in Eukaryota, Metazoa, Chordata, Mammalia, Microbiotheria, Microbiotheriidae. The record is from RefSeq and is a predicted model, not a curated record. Gene Ontology annotation, cellular component: apical part of cell; lamellipodium; catenin complex.
GAGGGUUGCGUGUGUGUGUGUGUGUGUGUAUGUGUGUGUGGAAAACUGCCUGGAGUCGUCUCUCUCUCCGUUGCUGCUGCUGCUGCUGCUCCUCCUGCCGCCGCCGCCUCCGGCUCCUCCUCGGCCCCUCUUCGCCUCCAUGUGCCGGAUAGCGGGAGCGCCGUGGACCCUGCUGCCGCUGCUAGCGCUGCUGGCGGCCCUGCACCAGGCACCAAUACAGGCAACUGGUGAAAUCACAUUAUGCAAGACUGGAUUUCCUGAAGAUGUUUACAGUGCAGUCUUAUCGAGGGGUGUGCAUGAAGGACAACCUCUUCUCAAUGUGAACUUUAGCAACUGCAAUGGAAAAAGGAAAGUACAGUAUGAAAGCAGCGAACCAGGAGAUUUUAAAGUGGAUGAAGAUGGAGUGGUCUAUGCAGCAAGGAGUUUUCCACUCGCUACAGAGCAUGCUAAAUUCCUGAUAUAUGCCCAGGACAAAGAAACUCAGGAAAAAUGGCAAAUGGCAGUGAAACUUAGCCUUAAUCCGACAAUCACGGACAACCCGGUGAAGGAACCUCAAGAAAUUGAAGAAAUUGUAUUUCCAAGGCACUUAUCAAAUCAUAAUGGCUACCUUCAAAGACAGAAGAGAGACUGGGUCAUUCCUCCAAUCAACUUGCCAGAAAACUCAAGAGGACCUUUUCCUCAGGAGCUAGUUAGGAUUAGAUCUGAUAGAGAUAAAAAUCUUUCACUGCGAUACAGUGUGACUGGACCAGGAGCUGACCAGCCUCCAACUGGUAUCUUCAUAAUCAACCCUAUCUCUGGUCAGCUGUCAGUGACAAAACCUUUGGAUCGGGAGCAAAUAGCACGUUUCCAUGUAAGAUAUUUGCUGAGCACUGCAGUGGAUAUAAAUGGAAAUCAAGUAGAGAAUCCCAUUGACAUUGUCAUCAAUGUCUUGAUAUGAGAUGAUAAUAGACCAGAAUUCUUACACCAGGUUGGGAAUGGCACAGUUCCUGAAGGAUCAAAGCCAGGAACUUAUGUGAUGACAGUGACUGCAAUUGAUGCCGAUGAUCCAAAUGCCCUCAAUGGGAUGCUGAGGUACAGAAUCCUGUCCCAGGCUCCAAGCAGCUCUUCCCCCAACAUGUUUACAAUCAACAAUGAAACUGGAGAUAUUAUCACAGUGGCAGCCGGACUGGAUAGAGAAAAAGUACAACAGUAUACGUUAAUAAUCCAAGCCACUGACAUGGAAGGAAACCCAACAUAUGGUCUUUCAAACACAGCAACCGCUGUCAUCACAGUCACAGAUGUCAAUGACAACCCUCCAGAGUUCACUGCUAUGACUUUCUAUGGAGAAGUCCCUGAAAACAGAGUCGAUGUUAUCGUUGCAAAUCUAACUGUAACAGAUAAAGACCAGCCCCAUACGCCUGCUUGGAAUGCGGUAUAUAGGAUCACUGGGGGAGAUCCCACGGGGCGCUUUAUAAUUCAAACUGAUCCAAACAGUAAUGAUGGCUUAGUAACAGUUGCGAAGCUCAAUGCUGCAGCGAAGCAGUCUUUUUACACCUCACUAAUUGAUUCAAUCCUCAAGCCACCACACCAAUUGACUCUGAGGACAAAUAGGAUGUUUGUACUUACUGUAGCUGCAGAAAACCAAGUGGCGUUAGCCAAGGGCAUUCAGCACCCACCACAGUCAACAGCCACUGUGUCUGUUACAGUGAUUGAUGUAAAUGAGAAUCCUUAUUUCACCCCAAAUCCCAAGCUCGUACGCCAUGAGGAGGGACUCCGUGCUGGGACCAUGUUAACAACAUUCACUGCUCAGGAUCCAGAUCGAUACAUGCAGCAAAAUAUUAGAUAUACGAAAUUAUCGGAUCCUGCCAAUUGGCUAAAAAUAGAUCCUGUUAAUGGACAGAUAACCACAAUAGCUGUUUUGGAUAGAGAAUCACCAAAUGUGAAAAACAACAUGUACAAUGCUACUUUUCUAGCUUCUGACAAUGGAAUUCCUCCUAUGAGUGGAACUGGCACACUGCAAAUUUAUUUACUUGACAUUAAUGACAAUGCUCCCCAAGUGUUACCUCAAGAGGCAGAGACCUGUGAAACUCCAGACCCCAAUUCAAUUAACAUCACAGCACUUGAUUAUGACAUUGAUCCAAAUGCUGGACCAUUUGCUUUUGAUCUUCCUAUGUCUCCAGCAAGUAUCAAGAGGAAUUGGACCAUCACUCGGCUUAAUGGUGAUUUUGCUCAGCUCAAUUUAAAAAUAAAAUUUCUUGAGGCUGGUAUCUAUGAAGUUCCAAUAAUAAUCACUGAUUCAGGAAAUCCUCCCAAAUCCAACACUUCUGUUCUCCGAGUGAAAGUUUGCCAGUGUGACUCCAAUGGAGAUUGUACUGACGUUGAUCGAAUUGUGGGUGCUGGACUUGGAACAGGUGCUAUUAUUGCGAUUCUACUUUGUAUCAUCAUCUUACUCAUUCUGGUAUUAAUGUUUGUUGUAUGGAUGAAACGUCGGGAUAAGGAACGUCAAGCCAAACAGCUUUUGAUCGACCCAGAAGAUGAUGUAAGAGACAAUAUUUUGAAGUAUGAUGAAGAAGGUGGUGGAGAAGAAGACCAGGACUAUGACUUAAGCCAGCUCCAGCAACCUGAUACAGUGGAACCUGAUGCAAUCAAACCUGUUGGGAUCAGACGACUAGACGAGAGGCCUAUUCAUGCAGAACCUCAGUAUCCAGUCAGAUCAGCGGCUCCUCAUCCUGGGGACAUUGGUGAUUUCAUUAAUGAGGGACUCAAAGCUGCUGACAAUGACCCCACAGCUCCACCAUAUGACUCCCUGCUAGUCUUUGACUAUGAAGGCAGUGGCUCCACUGCCGGAUCUUUGAGCUCCCUUAAUUCCUCAAGUAGUGGUGGUGAGCAGGACUAUGAUUAUCUAAAUGACUGGGGCCCACGCUUCAAGAAACUUGCCGAUAUGUAUGGUGGCGGUGAUGACUGAACUACAGAACGAACUUGGUUUUUGGACAAGUACAAACAUUUCAACUGAUAUUCCCCAAAAUAAAAAAAAAAAUUAAAAAGCAUACAGAAGCUAGGCUUUAACCUUGUAGUCUACUAGCACAAGUGCUUGCUGAAGGCUUUGGCAUAGGCUGCAAACCCAUUGGGGCUCAGUGGGAAUAUCAGUGAUCCAAUACUGUUUGGAAAAAAAUAUUGAGCUCAGUUACACUUGAAUUUUACAGUACAGAAGCACUGGGAUUUUAUGUGCCUUUUUGUACCUUUUUCAGAUCGGAAUUAGUUUUAUGUUUAAGGCUUUAAUGGUACUGAUUUCUGAAAUGAUAAGUAAAAGAGACAAAAUAUGUUGGGGUGGAAGCAGUAAGUUAAACCAUGAUAUGCUUCAACAUGCUUUUGUUACAUUGCAUUUGCUUUUAUUAAAAUACAAAAUUAAAAAAAAAAAAAGAAAAAGAAAAACCUCAUGGAAUGAUUUUAUUACCUUGGGGGAGGAGACCAUGAGCUUGAGAAAUGUACAUUACUUCUAGUUUUAGACUUUAGAUUUUUUUUUUCACUAAAAUUCUAAAACUUACGCAGCUGGUUGCAAAUAAAGGGAGUUUUCAUAUCACCAAUUUGUAGCAGAAUUGAAUUUUUUCCUAAGCUAGAAUGUUAGACACAUUUUGGUCUUAAUCCAUGUACACUUUUUUUAUUUCUUGUAUUUUUUUUCCACUUCACUGUAAAAAUCGUAUGUGUACAUAAUGUUUUAUUGGCAUAGUCUAUGGAGAAGUGCAAAACUUCAAAACAUGUGUAUGUAUUAUUUGGACUAUGGAUUCAGGUUUUUGCAUGUUUAUAUCUUUUGUUAUGGAUAAAAUAUUUACAAAACAGGUUUAAAACAAGUGACAUUUGAUUCAAUUGUUGAGCUGUAGUUAGAAUACUCAAUUUUUAAUUUUUUAAUUUUAAUUUUAUUUUUUAUUUUAAUUUUAAUUUUUUUUUGUUUGGGGAGGGAGAAAAGUUCUUAGCACAAAUGUUUUACAUAAUUUGUACCAAAAAAAGAAAGGGGUGGCCUGACACUGGUGGCACUACUAAGUGUGUGUUUAAAAAAAAAAAGCUUUUAAACUGGAGAGACUUCUGACAACAGCUUUGCCUCUGUAUUGUGUACCAGAAUAUAAAUGAUACACCUCUGACCCCAGCGUUCUGAAUAAAAUGCUAAUUUUGGA